Messenger RNA from Marmota flaviventris (yellow-bellied marmot), 2719 nucleotides. RefSeq names its product docking protein 4 (gene Dok4). Gene Ontology annotation, cellular component: cytoplasm. The record is from RefSeq and is a predicted model, not a curated record. Lineage: Eukaryota; Metazoa; Chordata; Mammalia; Rodentia; Sciuridae. Gene Ontology annotation, biological process: cell surface receptor protein tyrosine kinase signaling pathway.
GGAGCCGCGCAGCCCAGUCCCAGCCGAGCGGAGUCUGCGGCCGUGCCUCCCUCGCGGUCCCCGCCUGGAGCCCGGCACCGCCGCCUGCCGCCCCCGCCGGCCGCGCCGUGACGCGGGCAUGAGCCUGCCCCGUGGCCCCGCCGAGCCAGCGCCCCCGGCCCGGGCCUCGGCGCCCAGCAGGCGCCGGGCACAGGAGCUGCUAGAACAAUGCUGACGCGGGCGAGGUGAGGAGCGGCCCGACGACAGACGGGCGCCACGCCGGCUCCUCUGAACAGGUGACCCAGGUGAUCGGAGGAGUCCAGACCCAGGCCACCUGGGCGUCCCUCCCCUGCCUCGGCCAGCCUAGCACCCCGGAGACGGCGGGACAGCCAUGGCGACCAAUUUCAACGACAUCGUCAAGCAGGGCUAUGUGAAGAUGAAGAGCCGAAAGCUGGGGAUCUACCGGAGGUGCUGGCUGGUGUUCCGGAAAUCCUCCAGCAAGGGGCCCCAGCGGCUGGAGAAGUAUCCGGAUGAGAAGUCUGUGUGCCUCAGAGGCUGCCCCAAGGUGACAGAGAUCAGCAAUGUGAAGUGUGUCACACGGCUCCCCAAGGAGACCAAGAGGCAGGCAGUGGCGAUCAUAUUCACCGACGACUCUGCGCGCACCUUCACCUGCGACUCAGAGCUGGAGGCAGAAGAAUGGUACAAGACACUGUCUGUGGAGUGUCUGGGGUCACGGCUCAAUGACAUCAGUCUGGGAGAGCCUGACCUCCUGGCCCCAGGGGUGCAGUGCGAGCAGACAGAUCGCUUCAAUGUCUUCCUGUUGCCCUGCCCCAACCUCGAUGUGUACGGCGAGUGCAAGCUGCAGAUCACCCACGAAAACAUCUACCUCUGGGACACACACAACCCCCGCGUGAAGCUCGUCUCGUGGCCCCUCUGCUCGUUGCGCCGCUAUGGCCGGGAUGCCACACGCUUUACCUUCGAGGCUGGCCGGAUGUGUGACGCUGGGGAAGGGCUCUACACCUUUCAGACACAGGAGGGGGAGCAGAUAUACCAGCGGGUCCACAGUGCCACCCUGGCCAUCGCCGAGCAGCACAAGCGGGUCCUGCUGGAGAUGGAGAAGAAUGUGAGGCUGCUGAACAAGGGCACUGAACACUACUCAUAUCCCUGCACACCCACUACCAUGCUGCCCCGCAGUGCCUACUGGCACCACAUCACGGGUUCCCAGAACAUAGCCGAAGCCUCCAGCUAUGCAGGUGAGGGGUACGGGGCAGCCCAGGCCAGCUCAGAAACGGACCUUCUCGACAGAUUCAUCCUGCUAAAGCCAAAGCCCAGCCAGGGGGACAGCAGCGAGGCAAAGACCCCUUCCCAGUGACAGCAGGGCUGGCAGGCACCAAUGACUGUUGGGGGCUGCCUGUUGCAGGACAGACUACAGCCUACUGUGGAUGGCCUCAAGAGGCUGUUGGCCAAGACCUGGAGAAAGGGAGCAAGCUGUUCCCUCCCUGCCCCCGAGGGUGAGGCUGGACCAAGGCAAAGCGCUGGCCACACUGCCUGAGCAUGUGAGGGGCCGGAGCCACCAUGGACUAUAUCCUGUUGAUGAUUUUAAUAUUUAUGGCUUAUGACAUAUUCUAUAUUAAGAUUUUCCCCCUGUCCCUUCCCGCCAACACAUACAUUUUUAAUCCCAUGACCAGGCCAUGGUCAAGGCUGUUAUAAAGAUUAUGAGGGCAGCUGUUUGCCUGUCCUUUGUGGUACAGCCCUCCUGCUGCCAGGACCUGCUUGAAUUGCCAGGGCCAGAGGAGGGGGACAAUCAGAACUCAAGGCUGGCAUUGCUUGCUGACUUUUCCCAAGCAGCCUAGUGGCCAAGACAGCAGGUGGCUUCUCUGUUCCUUUGGGCCUGUAGUGGCACAGGAAGGAUCCGAACUUCCAGAAUGCCACUUAGCAGCCUUGCACUUGGAGUUUUAAGCAGAGGUGACAUCUGGUUGAUGCCUCAGGUGAAAAAUCUGGUUUUAAAAUGUAAUUUCUGCACAGGCUCCUUCCUGCUUAGCAGGAUGAGAAGAGGUCCUCAGGGUAGGGGUGCUUAUUACCUCAGCCAGGUGGAGGAUGGCUGGGGCCCGUUCCUGCCCCAGGGCCAGGCCAGGCGGCUGCGGCAGGACUGCUGUGGGGAGCACCCCUGCUGCCCUCUCAUUGACUGGGGUACAGUGCCCCAGGAGAGGGAGACCCUCUGCCAUGGGUUUGGCCACCCUAUGCCAGAGCACUCAAACCACCACUUCCCCAUUUCUCUUCCCCACAUGGUGCUGAGGCUCCCUGCUGAAAUGCAAUUAAAGCAAUUGAUUUUCUAGUGCUGGUAUUUAUUGACUACCGUUGCAGAAGGGCUAUCUUUCUAUUCACAUCAAACCUUUGGUUGCGUGGUUUUUGUUUAUUGUUUUUUAAUACUUUAGGGUUCGGAUUUGUGGGAACAGACCUUCUUGUAAAUAACCACUAUUACUUUUGUGGCAGGAGAAUGCUAAAGCAAGAGGACCCCUCCCAAAGGAGCCCUAGAGACAGGGAGGUGGCACAGCCAGCUCAGCUCUGAUGUGACCCAGGGAAUGACCACCCAGAGUAAGCUAGUCUGCAGCGGGAACUGGGGUCCACAGGACUGGGUCUGGUGGUAAAGCUGGCUGGCUCAGCUAGUGGCACGAUGACGCAUGAAGGAGAUUAUGUUGUGCUCUUUAUUGCCAAAAAUAAAAACUUUUAAAAAAGACAA